CUCUAUCGUGAAAUUGUGGUCUGGCAGUCCCUAGACCACCCUCAUGUUCUCCCGUUCUAUGGUGUUGAGGCGUUUAACUUCAGUCCACUUGUGUGCAUGGUUGCGCCCUGGAUGCACAACGGGAGCCUUCUACAAUACGUUCAGCAGGGUAACAGGUCGGAGUGGGACAUCAAUAAGCUCCUCUACGAGACUGCUCAGGCGAUAGAUUAUCUUCACUCACGGUCUAUCGUACACGGAGAUGUUCGCUGCUCCAACGUCCUCAUUGAUCGGAGCGGAUAUGCAAAACUCGCGGACUUCGGGCUUUCCAUUUUACUCGCGGAAAGGGCCACAACAGCUACAACGAGUGCAGGGUCCUACAGAUGGAGCGCGCCGGAACUAUUCACGUCGGCGGAUGCUCACCGGACUCGUCAAAGUGACAUAUACGCUUUUGGAUGCACCUGUCUGGAGGCACAUACUGGACAACCACCCUUGCCUGAACUCAAGGAGUUCGCCGUGGUUGCAAAAGUCAUUUCGGGGGCGAGGCCCCAAUGGCCGCAGGGUUGCGAAGCUUCGGCUGCCCUGCGGUCACUUGCGGAGGAGUGCUGG
Messenger RNA from Punctularia strigosozonata HHB-11173 SS5, 585 nucleotides. Its product is annotated as kinase-like protein. The transcript has 4 exons. The record is from RefSeq and is a predicted model, not a curated record. Gene Ontology annotation, biological process: protein phosphorylation. Gene Ontology annotation, molecular function: protein kinase activity; ATP binding. The annotation marks the transcript as partial. Lineage: Eukaryota; Fungi; Basidiomycota; Agaricomycetes; Corticiales; Punctulariaceae.